UCAAAGUUUAACUUCAAACGUAUCUGUCAAUUUUUUUUGUCUAUGCCUUUUCCUGAAUAAAAUUCUCUUGAGAGUAAAAAUGGGUCGUUAUUCUCGAGAGCCGGAUAACCCUGCGAAGUCAUGCAAGGCGCGCGGGUCAAAUCUCCGCGUUCACUUCAAGAAUACCUAUGAGACAGCAAUGGCAAUAAAGAAGCUGCCUCUGCGCAGGGCGGUCCGUUACCUCAAGAAUGUGGUUGACAAGAAAGAAUGCAUACCAUUCCGCCGGUUUAAUGGUGGAGUAGGCAGAUGUGCACAGGCUAAACAGUUUGGCACCACACAGGGUCGUUGGCCCAAGAAAUCGGCAGAGUUCCUGCUGCAACUGUUGAGGAAUGCUGAAUCUAAUGCUGACUACAAGGGCCUUGAUGUUGACAGACUCGUCAUUGAUCAUAUACAGGUGAACCGCGCCCCCUGCCUGCGCAGGCGCACGUACCGCGCGCACGGCCGCAUCAACCCCUACAUGUCGUCCCCCUGCCACAUAGAGGUGUGUCUCAGCGAGCGCGAGGACACGGUCGCGCGCGCCGCGCCCGCCGACGACGCGCCCGCCAAGAAGAAGCUCUCCAAGAAGAAGCUGGCGCGCCAGAAGGAGAAGAUGAUGAGGGAAUAGACGUUUAGGGGUUAAUAAAAACACAAUCAAAA
Molecule: messenger RNA, 675 nt
Organism: Bicyclus anynana (squinting bush brown)
Lineage: Eukaryota; Metazoa; Arthropoda; Insecta; Lepidoptera; Nymphalidae
Gene: RpL17
Product: 60S ribosomal protein L17
Exons: 5
Coding region: 80-643 (187 amino acids)
Biological process (GO): cytoplasmic translation
Cellular component (GO): cytosolic large ribosomal subunit; ribosome
Molecular function (GO): structural constituent of ribosome
Source: RefSeq, a predicted model, not a curated record